Penicillium egyptiacum is the source of this 597-nucleotide messenger RNA. The record is from the annotation of a GenBank genome assembly. NCBI's taxonomy places the organism in Eukaryota, Fungi, Ascomycota, Eurotiomycetes, Eurotiales, Aspergillaceae.
AUGGUCGAAGCAGGUAUUCGCCCUGAAGGCAUUCGCAUUGUUGACCGUGCUGGUGGUUUUGGUGACCCAUCACUCGUCAAGUUGAAGGAUAAGCGGGUUGCCAUUAUUGGCACUGGGGCGGCCUCUGUGCAAAUCGUUCCACAGCUUGCACGCUGGUGCAAGCAUGUGUAUGUUAUACAGCGGACGCCUGCGGCAGUCGACGACCGUCACCAGAGAAAAACCGACAAGGGAUCGUUCCAUAAAGAGGCGGCUGGGUUCAAGGGCUGGCAGCGAGAGCGGAUGAGAAACUUUCACGAGCACUUCACGCUCGGGGAACACCCAGCAGUCAAUCUAGUUGAUGACGGAUGGACUCGUGCGCCUGGCUUAGUUGGACUUACCGGCAAUCCUUACGGGCCAAAGCUACCGGAACAAGUUCCGGCUUAUAAUGCAAAUUUGGUUGAGAUCGACACCCCUCGACAGAACCGCGUUCGUGCCCGAGUGGACCAGCAGGUUCGGGAUCCAGCUACGGCAGAGAAGUCGAAGCCUUGGUAUCCAUCCUGGUGCAAGCGUUCUCUGUUCCAUGAUGAUUAUCUGCAGACCUUCAACAAGAUAAUGUAA